AUGCCGGCCUCCACCUACCGGCGAACUCCGGGAAGGGCCCUCCGCUCAGCAGAGGCGCCGUGCCAGGGCACCGCGGCCAAUCCCCUCGACGGAGGCGCGCCCACCCGCAAGGGGAACGCGCACACCGGAAAUCCUAUGAGUUUUAUCUCGGCUAUUGAGCCCCUCAAUGGAGGGAACUAUGGCUCGUGGCGAGAGAAGGUUGAGAUGGGGCUUGCUUUGCUUGACCUCGACUUGGCACUGAUAGAGGCUUGUCCCAUAGAACCUAAGGACCCCGUGAGGGGCGACAAAGAAAGUGAAGAUGACUUCAACAAAAGGGUUCUUGACCAUGGACCAAAAAGAAUGAUGUACGAUCUUGAUCGUGCUAAGUGGGACUCGUCCAACAGAAAGUGCUUGAUGGUGAUCAAGAGCUCCAUUUUGGAGGCUAUAAGGGGAGCAAUCCCACAGUGCGACACCGUCAGUGAGUACCUGAAAAAGGUAGAGAGUCAGUUUACUGGGUCUUCCAAGGCCUAUGCUAGCACUCUCAUAAGAAAGCUUGUCACUACAAAGUACACUGGUGGUGGAGUAAGGGAUCACAUAUUGAGGAUGAGCCAUAUGUCUUCCAAGCUCAAGUCUAUGGAGAUGGAGCUUCCGGAACAGUUCAUCAUCCAUCUGAUCUUUGCCUCACUCCCAAAAGAAUUUGAGACCUUUGCUGUGAACUACAAUGCACAGCCAGAAAAAUGGGCCAUUGAGAAGAUGAUUGCCAUGUGUGUGCAAGAAGAAGAGAGGAUCAAGGGGCAAUCUGAGUUCCAAGCCACAAGGGAAACCUCAGUGGAAUCCUCCUCCCGCUAA
Messenger RNA from Lolium perenne, 828 nucleotides. The record is from RefSeq and is a predicted model, not a curated record. Lineage: Eukaryota; Viridiplantae; Streptophyta; Magnoliopsida; Poales; Poaceae.